AUGCGAUGCCAAGGGACUGGCAAUCUUUUGCCCAUUAAUAGUGAAAUUGAGAGGACUUGUAGACCGAACAGAAAGCAAAAAUGGUUAGCAGAGAUGACCCAACAUAAGAGCAAUGGGUUGAAUGGAGAUGCUGCUAAGCCAACAAUUUGCACACUCAAAGACUAUGUAGUCCCUGUUGUUACCGGAGUACAAUCAUGCAUCCAAUCACCGACAGUUGCAGCCAAUAAUUUUGAAAUUAAACUGGCGAUUCUGCAAAUGGUCCAGUCCACUGUCCAGUUUGAUGGACUCCCUACUGAGGAUCCCAAUACACACAUAGCCGAUUUCCUGGAGUUGUGUGGAACUUUUAAAUAUAAUGGGGUAACCGACGAUGCUAUUACACUGGGAAUUUUCCCAUUCUCACUGUGGGAUAGAGCUAAAAGUUUUAAGAGGGGAAUUAAUAACUUCUCUCAAUUUGAUGGAGAGUCUCUUUAUGAUUCAUGGGAGAGGUUUAAGGAGCUUUUGAGGAAGUUUCCUCAUCAUGGGAUUGAAAAAUGGAUGCUGGUCCAUAAUUUUUACAAUGAUUUAUGUUGGAUGACUCGCACCAUUAUUGACGAUGUAGCAUGUGGUGCUUUCAUGAGCAAGAGUGCUAAUGAGACUUAUAAAUUUCUUGAAGAAAUGGUCAUGAAUAACUAUCAGUGGCCUAGUGAACGAGAUAGAAAUGAGAAGAUAGCUGGUAUGCAUGAGCUGGAUGCUAUUACCACUUUCACUGCUCAGGUUACAUCAUUGACAAAGCAACUGCAAAAAAAUUCAAUGGCCACUCAAGUCAUGCAAAUCCAAGCGGAAUGUCAUUAUUGUGGUGGUCCUCACCCAUUUGAGCAGUGUAUGGUAGUUGAGAUGAACAACACCAUUCCCAUGGAACAGUAUCCUAUGCUUCAAGCUCCACCUCAGGCACCGUUACAACCAUCGGUACUACCUGUUGCUCAAGAGAAGAAAAAUGAGUUACAGGCUACACUUUUAACUUUGACCAACUCUCAAUGUCAAUUUAUGACAGAAACUCGCUCAUCCGUCAUGAAUCUUGAGAUGCAAGUUGGUCAGUUAGCAAAGAUGUUACAAAGUAGGCCUCAAGGAAAUUUGCCAAGUAAUACAAAAGUGAUUCUUAAAGAGAAAUGCAAUGUAAUAUCUUUGAGGAGUGGGAAGAAGUUGGAAGAGCAACCCAAGAAUUCUAUACCUACACCAAAAUUUCAUGUUGAGAAUGAGGGUAAGGUAGAAAAAGAGGUUAUUGAAGACCUUGAGAAGAAGUAG
This is a messenger RNA of Humulus lupulus (European hop), 1281 nucleotides long. RefSeq lists its product as uncharacterized. The record is from RefSeq and is a predicted model, not a curated record. The transcript has 3 exons. Bases 1 to 1281 code for a protein of 426 amino acids. Lineage: Eukaryota; Viridiplantae; Streptophyta; Magnoliopsida; Rosales; Cannabaceae.